Ostrinia nubilalis (European corn borer) is the source of this 691-nucleotide messenger RNA. Its product is annotated as SOSS complex subunit B homolog. The transcript has a single exon. Lineage: Eukaryota; Metazoa; Arthropoda; Insecta; Lepidoptera; Crambidae. Gene Ontology annotation, biological process: double-strand break repair via homologous recombination; response to ionizing radiation; mitotic cell cycle checkpoint signaling. Gene Ontology annotation, cellular component: SOSS complex. The coding region runs from base 137 to 691 and encodes 184 amino acids. The record is from RefSeq and is a predicted model, not a curated record. Gene Ontology annotation, molecular function: DNA binding.
CUGAUUGUCAAAAUAUGCAGCUUUUUUUUGACGUUUCGGCUUUGUAAACGUAGUUGUAAAACUACAAAAUGAAAUCCUAAAAUUACUCUAAUAUUUUAAAUUUACAUGUAAAACAGUAUAUUUGUUCUUACACAACAUGAGUAAUUUAGAGUACGUUCAAAUCAAAGAUCUAAAACCGGGUAUGAAGAACAUAAACGCUGUGUUCAUCGUCCUGGAGGUGGGUCCGCCGACGCUGACGAAAGAGGCGCGAGAGGUGCGCACGCUGCGCGUGGCCGACGCGUCCGCCGCCGUGAACCUGUCCGUGUGGGACGAGCCGGGCGCGCUGCUGCAGCCCGGCGACAUCGUGCGGCUCACGCGCGGCUACGCGUCGCUGUGGCGCGCCGCGCUCACGCUCUACUCGGGCAAGUCGGGCGACAUCCAGAAGGUGGGCGAGUUCUGCAUGCUGUUCAACGAGCAGCUCAACAUGAGCGAGCCGCAGCCCGCGCCGCCCGCGCCCGCGCCGCCCGCCGACCGCGCCAACGGCUCGCACGCGCCCCGCGCGCACCCUCAGGCCGCGCCCGCGCCGCCCGCCGCGCCGCACUCCGCCAAGGGCGACCGCUUCGCGCCGCCCGGCCCGGACCACGGCGCCAAGCACGCGCACAAGACCUACGUGCGGGGCCGUGGACACCAGCGGGGCAACAACCGGAGAUAA